AUGGCACCAAAGCCUAAAAGAGGGCUCUGUUGGCCCACAAACAAUCACAAGCAAGACCAAGUCUUCCCCUUCACCAAGCCCGGCUCCAAGGUAUCGUGGCUCUACAACUGGUCUCCCAAUCCAACCCCAGACUCAAAGACUCUCGAGUUCGUGCCCAUGCAAUGGAACAACGCCGGCAUGGACCAGCUGCAGUCGAAAGUGAAGCAAGUGGAUGCCACACGUGUUCUCGGGUUCAAUGAACCAGAACUACCCGACCAGUCCAACAUGCCCGUUGAGCUUGCCGUGUCAAACUGGCUUCAACACAUGGAGCCGCUGCGGAAGGCUGGGAUACGCUGCGGUAGUCCUGGCAUCUCGUCCGCUCCCCAAGGUGUGGCCUGGCUUCAGGACUUUCUGCGGAGGAUCCGCGAUGGCGGCAGUGAUAUCGAUUUUUACUGCUUCCAUUGGUACGGCGAGACGCUUGGGCAGUUCUAUGACUACAUCUGGUCAACAUACCACCAACUGGGCCCGAACAAGCCUGCAUGGAUCACUGAGUUCGCUUGUACGAACUGGCAGAUCGACAACCCGUUGCCUCGAGAUCAUGUAGAGAGCUUCGCCAGAGACAGCGUCAAGUAUCUCGAUACUUUGGACUGGGUCGAGCGGUAUGCGUGGUUUGGCCCGAUGAGGGAUACGGGGACUGUUGGGAAGUGGGCGAGAAUGCUGGAUGAUGAAGGAAAGUUGACGCAGCUUGGAAAGAUGUACAGAGAUGCGUAG
This is a messenger RNA of Saxophila tyrrhenica, 750 nucleotides long. RefSeq lists its product as uncharacterized. The transcript has 3 exons. Bases 1 to 750 code for a protein of 249 amino acids. The record is from RefSeq and is a predicted model, not a curated record. Gene Ontology annotation, biological process: fungal-type cell wall polysaccharide metabolic process. Lineage: Eukaryota; Fungi; Ascomycota; Dothideomycetes; Mycosphaerellales; Extremaceae. Gene Ontology annotation, cellular component: fungal-type cell wall.